CCUUUGUGUUUUCAGUACGUGGCAUGCCUGGAUGUCCCUGUCCUGGUUGUGGCAUGGCGGGCCAGAGGCUCCUCUUUCUCACUGCCCUUGCCCUGGAGCUCUUCGGAAGGGCUGGGGGCUCCCAGCAGGCACUUUGGAGCCGGGGGGCUGCAGCAGCCUGUCGCCUGGACAACAAGGAGAGCGAGUCCUCAGGGGCCCUGCUGAGUGCGGAGAGGCUGGACACCUGGAUCUGCUCCCUCCUAGGCUCACUCAUGGUGGGGCUCAGUGGGGUCUUCCCGCUGCUCGUCAUUCCCCUGGAGAUGGGGACCACGUUGCGCUCCGAAGCUGGGGCCCGGCGCCUGAAGCAGCUGCUCAGUUUUGCCUUGGGGGGACUCUUGGGCAAUGUGUUUCUGCACCUGCUGCCGGAGGCGUGGGCCUACACGUGCAGCGCCAGCUCUGGUGGUGAAAGGCAGACCCUGCAGCAGCAGCAGCAGCUGGGGCUGUGGGUCAUCGCUGGUUUCCUGACCUUCCUGGGCUUGGAGAAGAUGUUCCUGGACAGCAAGGAGAGGGAGGGGGCCAGCCAGGCCCCCAGCAAAGACCCCACUGCUGCUGCCGCGCUCAAUGGAGGCCGCUGUCUGGCCCAGCCGGCUGCAGAGCCCGGCCUGAGUGCCGUGGUCCGGAGCAUCAAAGUCAGUGGCUAUCUCAACCUGCUGGCCAACACCAUAGACAACUUCACUCAUGGGCUGGCCGUGGCCGCCAGCUUCCUCGUGAGCAAGAAGAUCGGGCUCCUGACCACCAUGGCCAUCCUUCUGCACGAGAUCCCCCACGAGGUGGGCGACUUUGCCAUCCUACUGCGGGCCGGCUUUGACCGCUGGAGUGCAGCCAAGCUGCAGCUCUCGACGGCACUGGGCGGCCUGCUGGGCGCCUGCUUCGCCAUCUGUACACAGUCCCCCAAGGGAGUAGAGGAGACGGUGGCCUGGAUCCUGCCCUUCACCUCCGGUGGCUUUCUCUACAUCGCCCUGGUGAAUGUGCUGCCCGACCUCCUGGAGGAAGAUGACCCAUGGCACUCCCUGCAGCAGGUGCUCCUGCUCUGCUCGGGCAUCGUACUCAUGGUGCUCUUCUCCGUCUUCGUGGAGUGAUCGUCCCGGACGCCCCCACCCUGCACAGCAAUAAGAGACUCGGAUUCACUCUGUGACUGCGUAUGUGAGGGGAGUGCCUGCGAGUGGGAACGGGCUCCCACCCGCUGCGGGGAGGUGCGUGUGUGGUGUGUGCGUGUGCGAGGAUGUGUGUGAGACCCACACUGUGAUCCCUCGUGCGCCUGCCCCAGCCACGCUGUUCCUGCCGCCCUGCCCUGUCAUCACACCUCUUGGAGGGAGCAGGAGGAACAGCAGCACUGGUCCCAAGCAAAGGCCUCGCCCGGCUGGGACCCCAAAGAGUAAGAGCAGCCCAGGGUGCAAGGAACCCCGGGCUGCGGAAGCCUCCAGCUGUCCGGCCUCUGUUCUCUGUGUGCUCGGUCCUGGGCAGCCUCAGGGCCAAGGCGGGCCAGCUUCUCUGCUGCAUCCAUCUUCCCGCCCGCCCCUCGCCACCUCUACAGCCAAAGACAGGAGAGGCGGUGCUCACUCGCUUGUAGCCCCAGCCCCUCAGCACUGACAGCCCCACCCUCCCAGCCAGCUGGGAGUUGCUCUAAGGCCUUUCCCUCCCUCAGGGCUGCCCUCCCGCCAGCUCCUGUGCGCCCAGUGAUGCUCCCUGGCAGCACCAGCAACUCUUGCCACCUCCAGCUGCCAAACAGCAGCCUGCAGGGCAGCGGGCAGCCCCAGGCCAGACAGGCCCAGCCCAGCUCAGGGACGCCCUUGCCAGCACAGGCUCCUGGCCAGCGCUCCUGGGGCCGAGCCUCAGCUGCCCUCCCUGCCGGGCCCCUUCUCCCUUCCUACUGGGGCCAGGGCUAGGGUGGGGGCGGAGGGCUCCGCUGUCAGCACUCAGGAAUGUGCUCUGGGAGAAUGCGAAGCCAUAAUCCCCAGUUAUUUCCCUUGGCCGCUGCCCAGGUCCUCAGCUGGCCCCUCCAGCCCAGCUCCGGCCCUGUGCUCACCGUGGACAUUUUCAGUGGCUGCCGAGAGGGUGUGGAUGGUUUUACAGCAGUUCUGCUGUGGUUCCCUCUGUAUUUGUAAAUACCUGUUCUAUAUAUGAGAUACAAAUAAAUAUCACCCACCAGUGGGCUGCCUGCGUUCACGUAGCAGACUCUGCAGCCCCGGCGACUCGUCCCCGUG
This is a messenger RNA of Tupaia belangeri chinensis (Chinese tree shrew), 2243 nucleotides long. It is a transcript of the gene SLC39A13, whose product is annotated as solute carrier family 39 member 13. Gene Ontology annotation, cellular component: membrane. Gene Ontology annotation, molecular function: zinc ion transmembrane transporter activity. The transcript has 9 exons. The record is from RefSeq and is a predicted model, not a curated record. NCBI's taxonomy places the organism in Eukaryota, Metazoa, Chordata, Mammalia, Scandentia, Tupaiidae. Gene Ontology annotation, biological process: intracellular zinc ion homeostasis; zinc ion transmembrane transport. Bases 24 to 1118 code for a protein of 364 amino acids.